Rhodofomes roseus is the source of this 1583-nucleotide messenger RNA. RefSeq names its product GroES-like protein. NCBI's taxonomy places the organism in Eukaryota, Fungi, Basidiomycota, Agaricomycetes, Polyporales, Fomitopsidaceae. Gene Ontology annotation, molecular function: oxidoreductase activity, acting on NAD(P)H. The transcript has 6 exons. The coding region runs from base 427 to 1503 and encodes 358 amino acids. The record is from RefSeq and is a predicted model, not a curated record.
GGGAGAUUUGCUCGAAAUCCGACAGGUGCAUUGGCCGCACCGGACGAAGACCGAGACUGUCGUUCGCCUCAUGGAGUCAAGUCCUUUCGGGGAGUGGUCUCGUCCAAUGGUGCGAGCCCAACAUUACAAAGCCUCCGCUAGUAGGUUCAAGUUGAGGAGCAUUGAGGAGCAGGGGACGACGGGCGCUCAGUGUUGUGGCAGAACACAAGCGCUGACAUCAUAGGCCUCAUCUUCAAGCUCUCUUCACCGCACUCUGAAGAGCCUUAGCGGAGUCGGCUCCGAUGUCUUAUAAAGCUACAAAUGUCGAGCACAAAACCCACCCCUCUCAGUUUCCCCCGUCUCUCCCCGUCUUCCAACCACAUGUGAGUGUGGUUUGAGAGGUGGCAGGAUGGCUCUGCGCUGACCCCGCUUCCAGAAACUUACAACAUGACGUCCGCCAUUCCGAAGACGAUGAAAGCGUUGAUCACACAAGCCAACAAGACAGUCAAGGUCGAAGAAAUCCCCGUACCAGAGAUUGAUGAUUGGGAAGUCCUCGCCAAGGUCGUCGUGGUCGCUCAGAACCCGACCGACUGGCAAUACAUCGACACUGUGACGAACGUAGGGACCAUCAGUGGCUGCGACUGGUCUGGCUACAUCGUCAAACUCGGGAAGAAAGUCACGGAGCUCAACGCGACAGGCCUCAAGGUCGGCGACCACGUCGCCGGCUUCACGCAUGGCGGGACGUACAAGGAUCGCGGAGCAUAUGCCGAAUACGUGAAGGCAACGUACGAUCUGUGCUGGAAGGUCCCGGAAGGCACGCUCUCGCACGAACAAGCCGCGACUAUGGGCUGCGCGUACUGGACCGCCGUACAGAGCCUCUUCCAUCCGACGCGCCUUGGCCUCGUUGAACCCCCCAACAAGGUGGAGAAGGAGCAAUUCGUCUUCAUCUAUGGUGGAAGCAGUUCCGUUGGCAUGUACGCGUUGCAACUCGCUCAUGCCGCUGGAUACAAGGUUGUCACCGUCGCUUCCGCCAAAAACCACGCGCUUUGCAAGUCUCUUGGUGCGGACUACGUCUUCGACUAUAGGGAUCCAGAUGUCGUCUCGAAGAUCAAGGAGACAACCAAAAACUCACUGCACCAUGCGCUGGACACGAUCUCCCAAGAGUCCACGCAGACCCUCGCGCUGAACUCCUACGGUCCUGGCCCAGGAAAGCUGAUUACUAUCCAGCCCUUGCAAGAGAAGGCCAAGCAAUUGCGUGACGACGUGGAGAAGCAAAUCACACUGAUUUACACGUCCCUCGGCCGCGAGGUCAACUGGAACGGCAUAAUAUUCAAAGCGUCCCCUGAGGACCACGCGCAUAUGGCUCAGUUCCUAUCGAAGACACCUGGACUCGUGGCUUCCGGUACGGUCAAGCCUAACCCGAUCAAAGUGUGGGAGGGUGGCUUGAAUGCCAUCUCGGACGGUCUGCAGCACAUGAGGGAAGGGAAGCACAGUGGAGAGAAGAUAGUGUAUCGAAUUGCGUGAGCGAGUCGGGUAUGUCAUGUAGUCAAAGUCAAUUGUACAAUUAGAUGCAUCGUCCACAAACGUAUCACCUUAGACUUGGA